Messenger RNA from Seriola dumerili (greater amberjack), 1643 nucleotides. Its product is annotated as arrestin domain-containing protein 3-like. The coding region runs from base 44 to 1189 and encodes 381 amino acids. The transcript has 7 exons. NCBI's taxonomy places the organism in Eukaryota, Metazoa, Chordata, Actinopteri, Carangiformes, Carangidae. Gene Ontology annotation, biological process: protein transport. The record is from RefSeq and is a predicted model, not a curated record. Gene Ontology annotation, cellular component: plasma membrane; cytoplasm.
UCUCGUUGUGUGUUUGUUUUUUUCGUUAGCGUCACCGCCGACCAUGUCGACCACCGUGAAGAGCUUGAAAGUUACUUAUAAUCCCGUUAAUGGGAAAGAAACUUUUACCAAUGGCGACUGGGUUUCUGGUCAGGUCACUCUGGAGGUGUCCAAAGACUGCCAGAUAAACUCCCUGUUCAUAAAGUUCAAAGGGAAAGCCGAGGUGUUGUGGACCGAGAGGCACGGAAAAACGACUGUUGUUUAUCACUCCAAGGACAAGUACUUCAGCCUGAAACAUUACUUCAUCCGAGAUAAAAAUCUCACAGGAAAUGACAACGAAACACUUAUGACAACCCAGCAUGGAGACACAUACAGCAGUGUUGUUGCCCCAGGAUGCCAUGUCUACCCAUUCAACUUUCAGAUCCCUUUCCAGGAUAUGCCCUGCUCCUUCACUGGUAGCGCCGGUAAGAUUGUGUACUUGCUGGAAGCCAAGCUGAGCAGAUCAAUGAGGAUUGCCACUAGAGAUUCGACUAAGAUCAACUUUAUGUCAAAUGCAGACCCCGCUAGUGUCCCUGGGAUAAUGACACCACAGCACGAGUCUAAGGAUAAGAAAUUGAAAAUUUUCACCUCAGGAGCAGUAUCCAUGGAUGUAGACAUUGAAAAAACAGGAUUCUUCCAAGGAGAAGGAUUGAAGGUACUUGCCUGCAUUCAGAACAAUUCCUCUCGUGAAAUCAAGCCCAAGUACUGCGUGUACAAAAAGCACAGCUUCUUUGCAAGAGGGAAGAGAAGAUUACACACUAUAGACCUCCUUAAAGAGGUGGGAGAACCCAUCCCUCCUUCUGCCAACACAAAGGUCACAAGGGUCAUCACCAUCCCCCAUGAUAUGGAGCCCUCCAUCCUCAACUGCAACAUCAUCAAAGUAGAGUACAGACUCAGGGUCUACCUCGAUGUCAAAUAUGCUUCAGACCCAGAGAUCAAAUUUCCCAUAAUCAUCCUGCCGGCCUCUCGGGUUCCUGCUGUGGCGCCACCACCUGCUGCUGCUGCCUUUUCUGACUUUGGAUUUGAACCGUUCGGGAACACAAACCCACCAGCCUGGGGCAUUGCUCCACCACAACCACCAGCGGCACCCCAGUCUUUUGACCCCCCUCCUCCCUAUGGAGCACAUGGGAUGUAUCCUCCUUUGACAGAUUUUGGCAACAAAUAUCAGUAACUGUGAAGACUGUGACGAUACUUGGACAUUUCAAAGAAAUGAAAUACAUUUCAUCAUUAUCUUGUGGUUGAGGGUGUUUGUUUUCUAAAAUGAGAUUUUCUGAUAAGAGUGAUACUGUUAGGUAUUAUGUGUAUUAUGCAGUAGUGAUAAAAUGUGUUGCAUUAUUUCCAAAAUAACCUGUAAAACAAAUAGUAGAGAAGAAAAGUGGUCCUUCCACAGUUUCAUAUACCUCAGGUUUUAUCCUCUCUAAGAGUCUAUGAGGCUCUCCAUGAAUGAACUCUGGACUGUUAAGAUUGUUGAAAAACUGGUAGAUAUAUUUUAUAAACUUAAAAUCUAAUAGCUCUCCUGUUUCAGACAGUGUUUUUUUCUGUAUGAUCUGUGACUGGAAAGGAAUUUAUUAAACGUGAAUUAAGUUGCAUGAAAAUGUCCUCGCAUAGUCAUUUAUAUAUCUUUU